AUGUAUACGAUAAAUGUGGCAGCGCCCCUGGCCAGCUUAUCUAAAGUUCCAUGCAAACUGCGCGGAUAUUAUAUAAGUGCGUCAAAUUCUUCACACUGGCAUCAGCAUCAAAUCCUCUCAAUUUUUCACACUUGUUUACAAUUGUGGAAUUGCAUUAUACCAUCGACAAAUCCUAAACAGCAACACCCGAUUGUUUUCGGCCACGCUGAUUUCCACCACGAUACUACAAUGAACGAUACUGUUAUGCUCUCGCGCGAAAAGACCAUCGACUAUAUGGAAAAGAGACAGGAAGCGACUGUGCUCCGGUAUAUGCGGCAGAUUGCAGAACUUGAAGGCGCCACCGGACCUGGAGGUGCGGUUUCUCUCAGAAUGGGGGCUCGUGAUUUCAGUACCCUUGAUAAUGGGGAAAUUGCCAGCAUCAUGGAGUCUGAACAGGAGUUUUUGGAACAGCGGCUCCAACGGAAAGUAGAGUCGUUGACUGGGGCCAGAAGGUGGUCUUGUCCGGCAUACAAUAAUGCUUGA
This is a messenger RNA of Clavispora lusitaniae ATCC 42720, 522 nucleotides long. RefSeq lists its product as uncharacterized. The record is from RefSeq and is a predicted model, not a curated record. NCBI's taxonomy places the organism in Eukaryota, Fungi, Ascomycota, Pichiomycetes, Serinales, Metschnikowiaceae.